AUGUGCUAUCGCGUUCGACUUCGACUUAAUCGGGAGGUUGGUGAAUGCGAGUGGUGCCUGUGCAGUGAGCUAUGGAGGCCAGUAGAUCUGUCAAGCACGCUUCAGGGAAGUCAUGUGAAGUACAAAUUCUUUGUCUCCGGAGAUCCAGCAAAGCGUCCUAUAAGUAUUGGCAACUCUUAUGUAUCCGCACUGCUCGUGAUGGUCGGAAGCACAAACUUCUACGCACAGCAAGAGUACGUCCCUCCACUUCAUACCCCGAUGACGCUUGUGAACCGACCUAGUGCCGUAGAAAGCGGAGCGACUGACUCCCACAAACAAUUCACUUCCCAUAAUGCUCAUGAGCUUCUCGGAAAGAGACAUGGAGAGGAUGACACAGAGGCUCCCCGUGCAAAACGUAGAUUCGAAAGGGUCAGCGCUCAGUUUGAAAGAUUCAGCAUCUCUGAACGAAACGGAUCCAAUGGAAGAGUGAGCAUGGAUACUUCGGAUUCUGAAGAUGAAGCUGCCGGUUGUGGAAGUACAACCGAUGAACAGAUGGUGCAAGGAAUUGUAGAAGAACCCGACGAAUGUGGUUCUAAUGGUCUUAUGCUCGGUGAAUACCUUAAAGGCUAUCUUGAACGCAUGAAGCACAAUAACCUUACAUUUCUUGUGAGAGAUGAGUCCGUAAGCACGUCAAAGCAUAUUUGCAAGGUUGGGCGACGACCUGUGGUGAAAGCUAAGCUCGCCGUGGCAUGGCUGCUUAGUUUGGGGAAAAGUCUCUUUGCCACUCCAGUAUAUUCACUACCUCAGUACCCUGCACACUGGGCCCUGCCGUUUCAGACGUCGGACGGACACGCACCAUCGCUAUUUGCCCUGACGAGGCAUGACCGGGGCAUGCUGGAAAUUCCGCCGGGACCCUCUUUACACGCACCCCUGGACCAAGGCGACGCAAGCACGACUCGUCAUGGAGACUGUCUCAGACUGUGUACUUACAACGCGAGAACAGUUUCCACAGACGCUGACCUGCAUGCCCUUCUCGGAGCUGCAGAGCGUAUCAAAUUUCACGUGAUUGCUCUGCAGGAGACCAAGUGCAGAAGGAGCGACGUACGACAGAUGAAUUACAGUACACUCGUCAUUCGUGGAGAGAAGUUUCCGUCGCGAAAUGUAGGCGGUGUUGGUUUUGUUGUGCACCCAUCUGUCGUCCAUCUCGUCGAUUCUCACGAGAUCCUGUCACUUCGUCUGGCCAUUCUUCGCCUCCGCCCUCUGCGCCAAAAAUCCAUCAGUAUCAUCAACUGCUACUCACCAACAUCAGCAGCUGAUGAAUCCGAACUAGACGCGUUUUCAGAGGAGCCGGAGGAAGUAGUCCGCAACGAGAAGUCCUUCUACAAAUUCCUUGUCGGAGACUUCAACACAAAACUAGGAAAGGCCACAGAAGAGGAAUACAGGAUUGGAAGAUUUGGACUAGGGGACCGGAAUGAAAAUGGCAAUCGUCUCACCGGGCUGUUGUCCGCCGCUCGCCUCUUUCAUGGGAACUCUCUUUUCAUGAAAAAAGAUCAUCGUCGGUGGACAUGGAAGUCGCCCAAUGGCGCGACUCGUGCGAAGAUCGACCACAUACUCACCAACCAGAGGUGGUGUCUACUUGACGUCUCAGUAGUACCAUCCUUUUGUAGUGGUUCUGAUCACCGUCUCCUUCGUGCGAAAAUCGUCUUAGCCACACGAUGGAAAAGAACAUCUGCUAUCGGCAACGAAGAAGAAAAGAAGUCAGGAUUACGAGCCUGUGUUGAACGUGCCUCGAAGCCGCGCACGACAAACUUGGAUCGAAUUUCGAAAGCCACCAGGGAAUUGUUGGAAAGAAGAAGGGCUUUGAGGGAUUAUCCGAAUGCAUCGCACAUUGAGCGGUUAGUAGCAGACACUAGCUGCAGAAAAGCGUUGCAGGAGGAUCUUAUGAAGUACAGGCAGAAGAAGAUUCUGGAAGCAGCACAAAGAAGAACAAGUCUGAAGAAGUGCCGCAGGGAUCUCCGCGAAUAUAAUAUUCCGCUAGCAACCUUGCUGAGCGAAGACGAGACUCGCACGUCUUCUCGUCGUGAGAUGGAAAUCAUAACGGAGAGGUUCUACUCGAACCUUUUCCGUUCAUCAACUCCUAUGUCAAGCUCGAUCAUCCCCACUGGCGAAGCUCCCCCACGGAUUCUCCCUUCGGAAGUACGAGUCGCUAUCAAGAGCAUGAAACCUGACACAGCCCCCGGACCUGAUUUUAUAUCAGCAGACUUUCUUCGGGCUGGUGGCCAUCCGCUUCAUGUAAUCUUAGCAGCGCACAUGACAUCCUACCUUCAGAAAGAAAGGAUCCCAGACCAGUGGAAGACCUCGCGAACCGUUCUUAUCCAUAAGAAAGGUGACCGAGAGGACCUUCGGAACUACCGUCCGAUAUGCUUGCUGAGCGUGUUAUACAAAGUAUUCACCAAGCUCAUCCUCACGCGCAUAUCUAGGACGCUGGAUGAAGCCCAGCCUCAAGAACAAGCUGGAUUCCGCCAGGGGUUCAGCUGCUUGGGCCACAUCCAGACCGUGUCGAGGGUCAUAGAGGUUUGUCGGGAAUACCGCCUGCCCCUUGUUCUAACCUUCGUCGACUAUGAGAAAGCCUUUGACAGCGUAGAAACGAAUGCAGUACUGUCAGCGCUGGUCGAUCAAGGUGUGGACUCGUCGGGAACUAUUCAAGGGAAUGAACUCGUUGUUUGGCGACCACUGGCUGAGUUUCGGGACCCCUUUCAAGAUCCUACAAUGAAAGGAAGGAUCCAAGAAGUUGAAGGUUCUGAAAAUACUACAGAUGAAGGCUGCACCUCUCAUCUUAUUACCGAAGCUGGAGAUAGUGAAUCGGAGAACGAAUCGUCACUUAAUGUUAGUCCAUCAACAUCUAAACUUCGAAUCGAAGAGCUGAACGACCAAAAAGGAAAUGUCGAAGACAUGGAUUGCAGUUGGUGA
This is a messenger RNA of Necator americanus (New World hookworm), 2949 nucleotides long. RefSeq lists its product as uncharacterized. The coding region runs from base 1 to 2949 and encodes 982 amino acids. Gene Ontology annotation, molecular function: catalytic activity. Lineage: Eukaryota; Metazoa; Nematoda; Chromadorea; Rhabditida; Ancylostomatidae. Gene Ontology annotation, biological process: chromatin remodeling. The transcript has 11 exons. The record is from RefSeq and is a predicted model, not a curated record. Gene Ontology annotation, cellular component: nucleus.